GCGUUAUAGUUUAAUAUUGUUUUAAGAAAAAAAAUUAAAAAGCCUCUUAAAUUAUAAACGGAUAACAAUUCAAAGUAAUAACAGUAUAUACCUAUUGGCUAUUGCGUAUGUAUCCUUAAUUAAAUACUACUGAUAAUAUUUUAUCAUCGAGAUUAAACAAUACUAUAAUACAUGGUAAUUAUCUAUUGUAUUAAUGGAUAAAAUAUAUUAGGUAUUAUUAUAAUACCUAUCCCGGUCGAGUAGUCUUCUACUAUUCAAAUUUUGUGCAGUAAUUGAAUUUUAUAUAAAGUAAACAUGGUGCGACUAUAUCUGCUGAAACAGAGCUAUGCGGUUCAAUCGACAAACCGAUAUCCACCCAAAGUUCGCAUUGUCGAAGUUGGCCCCAGGGACGGUCUUCAAAGCGAACCAACCACUAUUCCCACAGACGUUAAAGUAGAAUUCAUUAACCGACUAUCCGUCACUGGACUGAAAAAUGUUGAAGCUACUAGUUUUGUCUCUCCCAAGUGGGUCCCUCAAAUGGCAGAUCACGCUGACGUUUAUAGCAGGAUCGACAAAGUGCCCGGGGUUUCCUAUCCGGUGCUAGUGCCAAACAUGAAAGGUUUAAUUACAGCAAUGCAACACGACGUCAAAGAGAUCGCAGUAUUCGGGUCCGCUUCCGAAGGGUUUAGCCGGAAGAACAUACACUGUAGCAUUGCAGAGAGUCUAGUGAGGUGUGAAGAUGUCGUUUCCACCGCUUUGGACCACGGUAUUAAAGUUCGAGGUUAUAUUUCAUGUGUUUGCGGAUGUCCAUACGACGGAGCUGUUUCUCCUCAAGACGUUGCAAAGGUAUCAAGUGCGCUGUACAACAUGGGUUGUUAUGAAAUUUCUCUUGGAGACACAAUCGGCGUUGGCACUCCUGGUACGAUAAGGCCAAUGUUACAAGAAGUUAUGCAAGUGGUACCCGUUGAAAGAUUAGCUCUGCAUUGUCACGAUACUUACGGCCAAGCCCUGGCCAAUAUACUCACUGCACUAGAUAUGGGCGUUACUGUAUUCGAUUCAUCCGUUGCCGGUCUUGGAGGUUGUCCGUACGCCAAAGGAGCGUCCGGUAAUGUUGCCACAGAGGAUCUUAUAUACAUGCUGGAAGGAAUGAAUAUUGAAACAGGUGUAGACAUGGAAGCGUUGCUCAGCGCCAGUAGGUAUAUUUGUGAACAACUGUGUAAGACCACUGAAUCGAAAGUGGCCAGGGCUUUGUCGGGAAAAGAAAAACCUCUCAAAUUUAUACAGACUUACAGGAGCAAAGCAAUGCUGGCAGAUCAUUAAUGUUUCAUUCACAAUCGGUUGACUUAUUAUAUUCCAUUGUUUUAUUAAAUUGUACUUUUCGGUGAUUUUUAAUUUUAAUUUAUUAUUUAUAAGACUGAGUAUAAUUAGUAAUUGUAAAAUGUUUAUAAUUUUAAUAAAAUGUAGUUUACUUUUAACGUGGUUUUACAUUUUAUUUUUACAAACGUUGAUCAAGACAAAUUUUUAAAUUUGAAUGUAAUGUUUUUCUAAUUAAUUGAUAU
This is a messenger RNA of Adelges cooleyi (spruce gall adelgid), 1538 nucleotides long. Its product is annotated as hydroxymethylglutaryl-CoA lyase, mitochondrial. Gene Ontology annotation, molecular function: hydroxymethylglutaryl-CoA lyase activity. The record is from RefSeq and is a predicted model, not a curated record. The coding region runs from base 295 to 1299 and encodes 334 amino acids. Gene Ontology annotation, biological process: ketone body biosynthetic process; L-leucine catabolic process. The transcript is spliced from 6 exons. NCBI's taxonomy places the organism in Eukaryota, Metazoa, Arthropoda, Insecta, Hemiptera, Adelgidae.